GGCAUCAACAUCAGACGUCUUAUCUCUGAUAUCAAAACAGUUGAAUAUCUAUGUGGGUAGUCUGUUUUAUAUAUUAGGCUUAUUCGGCACCGUGUUCAAUAUAAUUAUUUUAUGUAAAAGAUCUUAUCGAACAAAUCCUUGCAGUUUGUAUCUACUAUCAUCAUCUAUUGUCGGUUUAUUUUCAUUACAAAAUGUUCUAUUGAUAUCAAUAUUUCAACAAUUUAACAUGGAUUUUACUUCAAUAUCGACAUUUACUUGUAAACUAAGAGGCUAUUUCGGUUACAUAAUGAUCAUAUUACCAAUUAAUUUUGUUAUAUUAGCAUCAAUAGACCGUUGUUGUUCAACAGCCCGAUCAGUUAAAAUUCGAAAAUAUAAUAGUAAAACAGUGGCUCAUUCUUUAAUUGUGUUAACAACAGUUUUCUGGUUUCUAUCAACAAUACCGUCAGCUAUUUGUUUUGAAAUUGACUUGACAACGGGUAAUUGUGGUACGCAACUAGGUUUAUGUACAACAUAUGAGCUAAUACAGUUUCUGAUAUUUAAUGGAAUUGUACCACCAGGAAUUUUAAUUGUAACUGGAUUGAUAACAAAACAUCAUAUUAAAAUAAUUCAACGAAGAAUUAUACCAACAACAAGUCAUCGUACACAAAUCCAACAAAUAGAUCAACAACUAACACGAAUGCUUUUAUUACAAUUGAUUGUAUCUAUUUUAGCUGGCGUCCCAUUUGGUCUGACAUUUGCCUAUAAUUUAGCUACAGAAAAUCUAGACAAAAGUCAAGAACGCGUAGCAUGGGAAGGAUUAAUUCGAUCAUUAUUCAUAUUAUUAUUUCAAAUGAAUUAUGUUUCUAGCUUUUAUAUUUAUUUAUAUUCAUCAAAAUUAUUUCGAAAACAAUUUCGAAACCAUUUUAAACGACAAAGAGGCGAUGGUGGACAACAACAGAAUACUUUACAAAUACUAACUGUUAAAAACUAA
Molecule: messenger RNA, 970 nt
Organism: Didymodactylos carnosus
Lineage: Eukaryota; Metazoa; Rotifera; Eurotatoria; Philodinida; Philodinidae
Source: the annotation of a GenBank genome assembly